This is a messenger RNA of Cicer arietinum (chickpea), 3117 nucleotides long. Its product is annotated as CSC1-like protein At4g35870. Lineage: Eukaryota; Viridiplantae; Streptophyta; Magnoliopsida; Fabales; Fabaceae. The record is from RefSeq and is a predicted model, not a curated record. Gene Ontology annotation, molecular function: calcium-activated cation channel activity. Gene Ontology annotation, cellular component: plasma membrane.
CAAAUUCCCAAUUUCACCUAAUUCUCAUUAACAAACUAAAACCGCUAAUUUCCGCUUCUGUAAAACCCUAAUUUUCCAAUCCCACCGGACAAACUGCACCUUGGAGUUUCUUUCAUGCGAGAUCCCCUCCCUCCGCCGCCGUCUUCCGGCGACGACGGUGACCCUUACGGCUCCUGGUAUGGCAACAUCGACUACCUUCUCAACAUAUCCGCAAUCGGCGCUUUGUUCUGCCUCUUGAUUUUCCUCUUGGUGAAGCUACGGAGCGACCACCGCCGUAUUCCCGGUCCCGCCGCCCUCGCCAGCAAGCUUCUCGCCGUAUGGCACGCAACAGGCCGUGAAAUCGCCCGCCACUGCGGCGCUGACGCCGCUCAGUUUCUCCUUAUCGAAGGUGGAAGCUGCGCCGUUCUCUUGUCCGUUGCGGCUCUCGCCGUCGUUGUUUUGCUUCCGCUAAAUCUUCACGCUGGCUCUGCGGUUUUGGAUGACCAAUUUUCCAAGACAACCAUCAACCAUAUACCUAAAGGUUCGCCUCUGCUUUGGAUUCAUUUCCUUUUCGCUGUUGUUGUAGUUGUAUUGGUUCAUUUCGGUAUUUCCGCCACUGAAGAGCGUUUGAGAAUCACUAGGUUUAGGGAUGGUUAUGGUAAUUUGAGUGAUCCCACUGCGAAUUCCAGUGCUAUAUUCACUAUAAUGGUUCAAGGGUUACCCAAAAUUAUAGGAGCUGAUAGAGCUGUGUUGCAGGAGUAUUUUCAGUAUAGGUAUCCUGGUAAGGUUUAUAAGGUUAUUGUGCCAAUGGAUUUGUGUGCUUUGGAUGGUUUGGCCACCGAGUUGUUGCGUGUGAGGGACGAGAUUUCGUGGUUAGUGGCUAGGAUUGACUCUCGCCUGUUGCCCGAUGAUUGCGAAGAGUAUGGUGGUGUUGGUGGGAGUGUGCCUCCGGGAUUGUGGAGUUGGGUGGUUUUUUGUUGGAAACAGUUGAAAGGUUUUUAUGCCGAUGUUAUGGUUAGAUUUGGUUAUACUGACGAGGAGAGGUUGAGGAAAUUGCAGGAAAUGAGGGCUGAACUGGAGUCUGAGUUGGCUGCUUACAAAGAAGGGAGUGCCCCGGGUGCCGGUGUUGCCUUUGUUAUGUUCAAGGAUGUGUAUACUGCUAAUAAGGCUGUUCAGGAUUUUCAGAACGAAAAGAGGAGGCGGGUUGGGAAGUUCUUUUCUCUUAUGGAGUUGCGUUUGAGGAGAAACCAAUGGAAAGUUGAGCGUGCUCCCUUGGCGUCUGACAUUUAUUGGAAAAAUUUGGGGACGCCUAAGCUAUCGCUGAAAUUGCGGAGAGUGUUUGUGAAUACCUGCUUGUUAUUGAUGCUCUUGUUCUUUAGUUCUCCCCUUGCUGUGAUCAGUGCUGUUCAGAGUGCUGGAAGGAUCAUCAAUGCCGAGGCUAUGGAUAAUGCACAAAUGUGGCUGGCUUGGGUGCAGAGCUCUAGCUGGCUUGGAAGCCUUAUUUUUCAGUUCUUACCCAAUCUUAUCAUCUUUGUCAGCAUGUACAUAGUAAUUCCAUCUGCACUUUCUUAUCUGUCGAAAUUUGAACGUCAUCUAACAGUUUCUGGUGAGCAAAGAGCUGCACUCGUGAAGUUGGUUUGCUUCUUCCUUGUAAAUCUCAUUCUCUUGCGGGGUAUUGUUGAAUCAUCAUUAGAGAGUGCCAUCCUGAAGAUGGGUCGGUGCUAUUUGGAUGGGGAGGAUUGCAAGAGGAUUGAGCAAUAUAUGAGUGCAUCAUUCCUGUCUAAGUCGUGCCUUUCAUCUCUUGCAUUUCUGAUCACAAGCACAUUCCUGGGGAUAUCUUAUGAUCUAUUGGCACCCAUUCCAUGGAUAAAAAGAAACAUCCAAAAGUUUCGGAAGAAUGACAUGCUUCAGCUAGUUCCAGAACAAAGUGAAGAAUACCCGUUAGAACAUCAGGACACAGAUAGUCUUCAGAGACCACUAAUGCAUCCCAGUGCAGGUGCUUAUGAAACUACCAAUGGGGAUAAUCAAGAGGGACAAGAUCUUUUUGUCUAUCCAAUCACUGGGAGCUCACCUGCUCCAAAACAGACAUUCGAUUUUGCACAAUAUUAUGCAUUUAAUUUGACAAUAUUUGCCCUUACUCUGGUAUACUGUUCGUUUAGUCCACUUGUUGUCCCUGUUGGUGCUGUUUAUUUUGGAUAUAGAUAUGUGGUUGACAAGUACAAUUUUCUGUUUGUCUAUCGAGUUCGGGGAUUUCCUGCAGGCAACGAUGGGAGGUUAAUGGAUACUGUAAUAUGCAUCAUGCGUUUCUGCGUUGAUCUAUUCUUACUCGCUAUGCUCCUAUUCUUCUCAGUGAAAGGGGACUCUGCGAAGCUGCAAGCUAUUUUCACUCUUGGAUUAUUAGUCUUGUAUAAAGUAUUGCCUUCCCGUAGUGAUAGUUUUCAAUCAACUCUUUUGGAGGGCAUUCAAACGGUUGAUAAUUUUGUAAAUAGUCCCAUUGAUUAUGAGGUAUUUUCACAGCCCAGGUUUGAUUGGGAUGCCUCUCAAAGGUGAUUCAAGCUUUGAUAUUAUUGCUGUCAAAUAGAUUUGUAUCUGUUCUCAUACAAAAACAUGUGAUUCAGAAAAAAUAGCGAUAGGGGGAUGAGGUUGAAGGGAUCACUCAAGAGCCAGGGAAGAUGGUUCUUUUGACUGCUGUCCAUAAUCUGUUACACACACCUCAUUUCUACCAUACGCUCCAAAGAUUGGCCAGGAUGUUAAUGUGAUGUACCAUAUGAUAUGAUAUUUAUCUGAAGUUCCUAGAUUUGUGCAAAUUUGGGGCCAUUGUAAGUUUUCCACUUUUUAUAUCUACAUGCUGAUCACAAUGGAGAAAUUCUAGGAAAAAUUGGACUUGUUUUCGUUAGAGAAGUAACGGUGAGAGCCCUGUUGCUUCUGCUUCAGACAAGUUUCAGAGCAAAUGGUGCUGUUCUUACUGUUGGCAUAUUCCACAGACUAAUUGCUAAGAAUUUGAAUUGCAUGCCAAUCUAUUUUCUUGUCGUAAAGCUUACUAGUUACCAUCAUUUGUAGACAAUAGUACAUAGAUCUGGAAAAAAGAAAUUGGACACAAAUAUUAUUCUCAGUUAAAAUGCAUGUCAUGCUUAUCAA